Molecule: messenger RNA, 3879 nt
Organism: Gasterosteus aculeatus aculeatus (three-spined stickleback)
Lineage: Eukaryota; Metazoa; Chordata; Actinopteri; Perciformes; Gasterosteidae
Gene: wnt10a
Product: wingless-type MMTV integration site family, member 10a
Biological process (GO): neuron differentiation; canonical Wnt signaling pathway; multicellular organism development
Cellular component (GO): extracellular region
Molecular function (GO): cytokine activity; frizzled binding
Source: RefSeq, a predicted model, not a curated record
AGUCUUGCCUGGGCUCCAUCAUAAACAUCCUCCUCCUUCUGUCCUCCUCCUCAUAAUCAUCGUCCUCCUCACCAACCAGACCGCUGAAAGUCAACACAACCUUCUCAACUUUUGCCACACACGCGCACACACGCACACACACACGUCAUGCGUGUAGUCCACACCUCGCAGCGCACCUCCUCUCCUCCUGUGGAUACGAAUGUUCUCCCUCGCAGAGGGCGCAGAAGCUAAGUGUUUCUGCUGUCCUUAUCUGAAAGGAUCUCUAUCGCGCUCUAACGAGCCACUUGACCUCCCUCGGCGCUCCUCUUCUCCCUGGGUGACGCAAAACAACAACAACAAAAAAGAAAAAGUGGGCAGGCGAAGCGCUAAGUGCAGUAGUUUGGAGGAGUAUCGCAGCGCACGGAGACACACAACUUGGCAACGUGCGUCCGGAGCGCCAAUCUCGACCCGCUCGGAUGUUACAUCAACGCAAACGCCUCAGCGGAGAUUUACCGGGAUGUGUAUGAGAAAAGAUCACAUUUAACUUUGACAUUCACAGCCUCCCUGCGUUCAGUAAGUUAAGAGGUGGAUGAAACUUUUUUGCGUGUUUUUUUUUUUUUUUUUUUUGUGAAUGAGUGUCCCGCCGCUGGCCGGCACAUCUGGACGUCGUUGGGAGCUGUCAGAGUCCUGACCUGACCCCGCGGUUUUCUUUCGUCCUCCCUGAACUUUAAAGGAGGAAUACCGGACUUUUGAACAAUUGCCUCUUUAUUAAAAAAAAAAACUUUUGGCUUUCCUGUUUAUUUUUAUUUUUUAAAUAAGGUAAAAGGUGCAACAUGGAACACUCGAUCCUCAGACUAACGUGCAUCUUGGUGGUUCUCUGUGUCCUGGACAAAAGGGUAGCUUCCAACGAAAUCUUAGGCCUGAGGCUCCCCAACAUCGACCCGAUCCUGAAUGCCAACACGGUGUGUCUCACGCUGCCAGGCUUGACGCGGCGGCAGCUGGAGGUGUGCAUGAGGAACCCCGACGUGACGGCAUCAGCAAUCCAGGGAAUCCAGAUUGCCAUCCACGAGUGCCAGCACCAGUUCAGGGGACAACGCUGGAACUGCUCCAGCCUGGAGACCAGGAACAAAAUACCCUACGACAGCAUCGUCUUCAAAAGAGGUUUCAGAGAGAGUGCCUUCGCGUAUGCCAUCGCAGCAGCGGGCGUCGUGCACGCCGUGGCCAACGCCUGCUCCAUGGGCAAACUUAAGGCGUGCAGCUGCGACGAGAAGCGGCGCGGCGACGAGGAAGCCUUUCGCAUCAAACUGCACCGCUUGCAACUGGAGGCCAUCCACCGGGGGAAGGGCAUGGUACACGGCGUCAUGGAGCACUUCCCCGCGGACCUGCCGGGCCCCCAGGACUCCUGGGAGUGGGGCGGCUGCAGUCCGGAUGUGGAAUUCGGCGAGAAGUUCUCGAGGGACUUCUUGGAUGCCCGCGAGACCAACCGGGACAUUCAUUCCCGCAUGAGGCUGCACAAUAACAGAGUGGGGAGACAGGUGGUGCUCGACCACAUGAGAAGGAAAUGCAAGUGCCACGGGACGUCGGGGAGCUGCCAGCUGAAGACCUGCUGGCAGGUCACCCCAGAGUUCCGGCUGGUGGGCUCAAUCCUCAAAGAGCGCUUCCACGUCGCCACGCUCAUCAAGGCUCACAACCGAAACACCGGACAGCUCGACCACUCCAACCACAACAACAACCACCACAACCAUCAUAACCACCACGGCCACCACCACCACCACAACCACCACCACAACCACCACCAUCACCACCAUCACAACAACCACCACAAUCACCACCACGCGCACCGGCGGCGACCGAGCGUCAACGAACUGGUCUACUUCGAGAAGUCGCCGGAUUUCUGCGAGCGGGCCUUGGGGUCGGACUCGGCGGGCACGCAGGGCCGGAUCUGCAACAAGACCAGCCCCGGCAUGGACAACUGCGAGAGUCUGUGCUGCGGGAGAGGCCACAACAUCCUGCAGCAGACGCGGAGCGAGCGCUGCAACUGCAAGUUCCACUGGUGCUGCUACGUGGUGUGCGAGGAAUGCAGGAUAACCGAGUGGGUCAGUGUCUGUAAAUGAAGAAACACACUAAAAGACUGUAGACACUAGAGAAAAACAAGAAAAAGAGACCCUUUUUAAAAAAAUCAAGACUAUACAUUUGAAAGGGGAAUACGACUGUAAUAUAUGUGCCCCAUAUGUUUUGGUGGUGGACCGCUGUUUUUCAGAAGAGCGAGGAACAGAGUGUGAAGUGGUUGAGCAAGCAGAAAGAUAGAUUUGCAUGUCGGUUAAAAUGUGUGCACAUGCCGGGAUUUGUCUAAAGCCGCCACGACUCGAGGAGGGCUCGGAUGUUUACUUUUCCUCGUGAGAUAAAGGAACAAAGUUGUAUCGGUUUAACUAUAAAACGCUCUGAAUCUGAAAUCUGGGCUUAAGAAAAAAAGACGAAGGAGUGUCGUGUUAUCAGCAAACGUUGACGGACAUACAUUUGCCUGAUAUCAGGUAAGCAAAGAGGGAGUCGAGAGUAAGCAUCAGAUUGCAUGCAGAGAGAAAACAUAUUGCUUUAUAGCACCAGCAGCAUAUAAAGGGGAAAGACCACCUUUUCACACAUCAGGAUUCACAAUGCACAGGAUUUAAAUUCAGAACAUUUGACACCUGGAACACUUAAGGAUUGUGUCUUGUUUAAGGCAGUUUAGAAGUUUCAAGGUUUAUAGCAACUAUCGUGUCACACCAAAAAGAAAAGCUUACUUUAUUGUAUACAUAGUAUGUGACCCUGCUUACAGGGAUAACACCCCUCAAAACGUUGUAUUUACACGCAUCCAAUGACGGAGUGGACUAUUUAAAUUAGAAGGUUAUAUUAAAGAGGCUUUUACAUGAGGAAAUUACAGCAAUGAUGAAUCACUGGAGCUGAACCUAUAAUCAAACAAAAUACAGUUCUGAACGUCCAUUCAUCAGUACGAUUCCUAAUAUGAGAGCCGGAAACAGAAACCAUUUCCUGCCCUCUAAUAGAGGGUGUUGAAAUACGAUCCACGCAAAUCAGCUUGCAACAGAGUAGGUACAAGCACUAACUCCAUGCACAGCGAGGUUAGCCUCGCAGCACAGAUGUGUUGUCCUUCAUGGAGUUGUGUCAGAAAUAAUCUACGUGUCGUCUAUGUGGUGCGGUGUGUAAUGUGAGAGGACUGUCACAGAAUGGGGCAGGAUAGACCGUCAUUUAACCGGGACUGUUUUCCUCUUCGGCAUGUUCUGGACAGCAUUGUAAAUAGAACUGAAUGAUGCUGCACAAGUACAAUCAAAAAAGUUGCCUCGGGACACUGAACGCACAGGAACAGGCUUCGGUUUCUCACAUCAUAAACAUCCCCCGAGCUCCCAUCGAUCAAAGUGUUUCCUGUUUUGUGACGUGAUGUGCUGUGUGCGACACUGUAAGCCACUCGUUGAUAUAUCUACACUCACCUCCUGCACACUUCUCCCAUGUGUGAAAAUAGGGAUUUUCUGAUGUUGCUGUCAAAGUAUAUAAUUAACAAACUUUAUUUCUGUCCAUGCACAUUUUGGAGAUCAUAUUUGGUCUCAAGAAAAGUGUAUGAGUGAGGCUCCUUAUCAGUGUAAUUUAUUUCAAGAAAAUAUGUUUCUGUGUUGAAAGCAGAAGAAAAAAAAUGUGGAAUAGUGUUUCCAGUAUAUCAGAUUAUUUCGAUUUUGAUAAGUUAUCGCACAACUGUGUCCAGGAAAACUCUGGAAGAUCUCAGCAAUAUGCAUUUUUUUCAUGUCAUAAAUGUAAUGUAUGUAUUUUUAUGUUUUAAUAUGCUUAUUAUCUAAGUUAUUUUAUUUUUGUGGAUAACUUAAUAUUUGUAAGACAAUAAAAGUGAUGAAUAAUAAA